AUGUCUUUCGAUUUCGAACAAGUCAAAAGGUUCGAGGGAAUCGUUAAAAAUAACUUGCUCUUUGACGCCUGCCUGGCAGCACAUAACGGCAAAGUGGUGAACAAAAGCUCGGACUUGCGUUCUCUGCCGGUGGAGGCCACCUCCUGGGAAGCGGCCCGCACGGAGCGGAGCUUCAGGGACAGGCCCGGCUCGGGUCUGGGCUCGGGCCCGAGCUCGGGCCUCGUGCCGGGACCGGGAUCUGCGCCCCCCGUCGUUAGCGGAGGGCCGGCAGCGGGACGCGGAGUCCUGUCCUCGUCGUCUUCGAACGGCGUGGGCGGCGAGCCCCCGUCUCGGCCGAGCGCCUACUGGGACGACCCCCACUUCAGGCCCCACUUCGACAACAGCACCGACCGGAACGUGACGGCCCAGCUGGGCAAGUCCGCCUUCCUGCACUGCAGGAUUUCGCAGCUCGGAGACAGAACGGUGUCGUGGGUGCGUCAGCGUGACCUGCACAUCCUGACGGUGGGCACGUACACGUACACGUCGGACCAGCGGUUCCACUCGAUCCACCUGGAGGGCUCCGAGGACUGGACCCUGGAGGUGCGCUACACCCAGAAGUGGGACGCCGGCGUCUACGAGUGCCAGGUCUCCACCGAGCCAAAGAUGAGCCUCAACAUCUCGCUCGCCGUCGUCGUGGCCAAGGCGCGUAUCCCGGAGGGCUCCAAUCUAUACAUCCAGAGUGGCAACACCAUCAACCUGACGUGCGUGGUGACGGACACCCGGGCGCCCCCGGUCUACGUGUUCUGGUACCACGACGACCGGAUGAUCAACUACGACUCGGCGAGGAGGGCUGGCAUCCGCGUUACCACGGAGAGGGGGCCCUCGACCACUGUGUCCAGGCUCCAGGUGCCGGACGCCGCCACGGGCGACUCGGGCAACUACUCGUGCAUCCCGUCGUACGCGGACCCGGCAAACAUCACCGUGCACGUGCUCAACGGUGAAAAGCCCGCAGCCAUGCAGCACGGUCGCCAGGGAAACCUCGCUGAGAGGUCGCUAUCGUCGCUGCUUCUCGUCACGGGAGUGGUGUUGUUACACCGACUCUUUACCCAUGCCGUGGAGCAGAGAUAGUGCGUUGCUUUCGGACUCCGAAUGCGUGCCCACAAAUACGGACAACCACGCCAAGACCCCCGUCCUCCCUGCGUACCCACUCGUCGCAGUGCAAGUGACAUCGCA
Messenger RNA from Ixodes scapularis (black-legged tick), 1212 nucleotides. RefSeq lists its product as uncharacterized. Lineage: Eukaryota; Metazoa; Arthropoda; Arachnida; Ixodida; Ixodidae. The record is from RefSeq and is a predicted model, not a curated record. The transcript has 5 exons. Bases 1 to 1107 code for a protein of 368 amino acids. Gene Ontology annotation, cellular component: neuron projection membrane. Gene Ontology annotation, biological process: synapse organization.